AUGGUGCAGGUAGGCUCCCCUUUAAUUGAAGUCCCAUCUUUAUAUUUUUCUAUAGGAUACAGUUUAUCAAUCAUAUCUUUUGUAACUCUCAGUCUAUUUUCUCUAUGUAACUGGAGACUUUGAGCAUUCGGUCUUCGAUUUUCAAAGGCUUUGCUUAUGAUUUUUAAAGCUAUGCAGCAGAUGCACAUUCUAAAUAGGAUUUACAGUACAGAUGAGAUCCCAACUACGAGUGCGAUCGACAAAAAUAAUUCGCUAGACUCAUUGGAAUCGUCUGAUUUUCCAGGAUUAUUUAUUUUACAAGGAUUUUGAGGAUUAUUGUCUAUUGUGCUAUUGAAUUCAGAAUUACAGUCAUCAGAUAUAUCUUGAGCACUUGAAACAAUUAAUGAUUUUCCAUAG
Blepharisma stoltei is the source of this 396-nucleotide messenger RNA. NCBI's taxonomy places the organism in Eukaryota, Ciliophora, Heterotrichea, Heterotrichida, Blepharismidae. The record is from the annotation of a GenBank genome assembly.